CGCUCCGGGUCCACUUGACUGUUAUAGUUCUUUUCUGGAACAAUAAGUGUCACGAUCUAUGGGGCAAAGAGCUUCCUGCCAAGGGGACGGACGGGAGGAUCUUAGGUAGCUCCUGUCAUCGAGAAAUGAAAUAGAUCAGAGUGAGCCUGGCUGCUUCCCCUGAUCUCAUCGAUGGCUACCCAAACACCAGGUGAAAGACAUAGUCCUCUCUCGUCGGCUGAAGAUGCUCACAGCCGAAUGGAGGCUUUCACUGGGAUAUUGGAUAGGGACAACAACAACAUUGGACUCUCAUUUCGAAAUCUCACUCUCCAAACGAACCUUUAAUCGACGACUACAAUCGCCAUAAUCGUCACGGCCGCUUUCCUGAGCCAUCUCCGCUGAUUCCCAGGAAGGGGCCAUGAUUGCUCCUUCCCAACAUGUCCACACAAAGCAAUCAAGGCGACUAUCGAUACAUAGACGAAUGCGCUGAGCGCAGAAGUUCUCUGUCCGAGCAGAGCCAUACAUCGGAGAACACCGUCGAGUACUCAAUUGAAGAUGAUUCAGAAGCGGGUUUAUAUCUCCUCCAUUCGGACUCGUCAGGGUCUGAUACAGAUGGGAAGGCUUGGAACCAGUCUAGUACAAGUAUCGUGCGGACGUUAGCAACCUUCUGGAGUUUCGCACUUAUGGGGGCCAACGAUUCUGCUCAAGGUGCAUUGAUGCCAUAUCUCGAGACAUGGUAUGGCCUCUCAUACACGACGGUUUCGUUGAUAUUCCUAGCCCCCCUGGCCGGUUCUGUUAUCGCUGCCUUCCUCAGCAGUCGGAUCCACUUCCGCCUGGGCCAGCGGGGACUUGCAUUCAUCGCCGGUAGCUGCCACAUUACUGCUUACACCAUCACCGCUUUCCAUCCUCCGUACCCGGUUGUUGUUUUCGCGUUUAUGAUCGUGGGGCUUGGUAACAGUCUCUCCGACUCCGCGUGGAAUGCAUGGAUCGGAAAUAUGCGCAGUGCGAACCAGAUGCUAGGCCUUUUGCAUGGUUUCUACGGAGCGGGUGCUAUGGCGAGUCCGCUUAUUGCUACGACCUUGGUCACAACACCCGGGGGAAAGUGGUAUCACUUCUAUUAUAUGAUGGCCGCGAUUGCAAUCAUCGAGACAGCCACAUCUGUCGCUUCAUUUUGGAAAAUGGACGGGCAGGCAUACCGUGAGGCUAAUGUUGGGCCACCUGAACCCAAGGAUGGGAACAUGGGAGAGACUCUAUUCGACAAGAAAAAUAGGAGGGUGACUUGGCUCUGUGCACUGUUUAUUCUGGGGUAUGAUGGAAUAGAAGUCACUCUUGGUGGCUGGAUCGUGACCUUCAUGAUGCGAGUUCGUCAUGCGGAUCCUUUUGCUUCUGGUAUCGUCGAGAUGGGGUUCUGGCUAGGUAGCACUGUAGGAAGCGUUGCUUUGGGCUUCGUAACUCCGCGCAUCGGAGAGCGAUUGGCAGUUGCCAUUUACUUGCCUACCCUCAUAGCUCUACAAGCGAUCUUCUGGCUUGUGCCCGAGUUUUAUGUUUCUGCUGUUACAGUUGCUCUUCAGGGGUUCUUUCUCGGUCCGCUUUAUCCAGCAGUCGUAGUAGCGGUCACGCAUCUGCUUCCUCGUCAUCUGCAUGUUGAUUCGAUUGGCUUCGCAUCCGCUGUUGGCGGCUGUGGUGCAGCUGGGCUUCCUUUCGUGGUAGGAACUCUUGCUCAGGCGAACGGAGUGAAAGUCUUCCAGCCAUUCGUAAUAGCCAUGCUAGGUGCUGUCCUAGUCAUCUGGCUGUGUCUACCGCUGGAACCGAAGAAAGAGAACAAAAAGCCGAUAGAAAUGCAAAUGGCGUGACUGGGAAGCUCCAGAUUUAAGGCGCCGGGCGCUAGAUUAUUUUCGACACAUUUAGACAGUUAAUAAUACACUAAUAGAUUUACUACAAUGCAUCAGCCAGCCGCAUUCGAUA
Molecule: messenger RNA, 1944 nt
Organism: Paecilomyces variotii
Lineage: Eukaryota; Fungi; Ascomycota; Eurotiomycetes; Eurotiales; Thermoascaceae
Product: major facilitator superfamily domain-containing protein
Exons: 6
Coding region: 417-1832 (471 amino acids)
Biological process (GO): transmembrane transport
Cellular component (GO): membrane
Molecular function (GO): transmembrane transporter activity
Source: RefSeq, a predicted model, not a curated record